AUGGCGAGCUCGGUGGGACACAAACUACGCCUGCUCAGCACUCCAGCCGGUCCAACCCACUCCCGACUCCAUCGGCUAACCGCGACUCGCUUCCAUCAUCCACCUCCUACCUUCACCCUCAAUCAACCGGUCCUUCCCCAGUACCGUCCCUUUAGUUCCUCAAGCAUGGCUGCGACCGCCUUCAAGAAAAUCAAGGUUCAGGGAAAGCUUGUUGAGAUUGACGGGGAUGAGAUGACCCGCAUCAUUUGGCAUAGAAUCCGACAAGACCUCAUCUUGCCAUUCUUAGAUAUCGAUUUACUCUACCAUGAUCUAUCGAUCCAGAAUCGGGAUGCGACAGACGACCAAAUCACAAUAGACGCUGCCGAGGCAAUCAAAACGCAUGGCGUGGGCGUCAAAUGUGCCACGAUCACUCCCGACGAAGCCCGCGUGAAGGAGUUCAAGCUGAAGAAGAUGUGGCCCUCUCCCAACGGGACAAUCAGAAACAUUCUUAAUGGGACAGUUUUCAGGGAGCCGAUCAUAUGUCAAAUCGUCAAGCGGCCUGUACCCGGUUGGACGGCCCCGAUCGUCGUCGGUCGACAUGCUCAUGCAGAUCAGUAUCGUUCUCAGGGUCUCAAGGUCGAAGGCGAGGGCGAGCUGGAGUUAGUCUUCACUCCUGCAGAAUCUAACAAGCCUGCCCAACGACUAUCGAUUCACAAAUUUGGUCCGAAUGGAUCGGGCGUCGGCCUGGGGAUGUUCAAUACUGCACAAUCGAUCGACGACUUUGCCCACAGCUCGUUCAAAAUGGCCAUUUCUAAGAAAAUUCCAAUGUACUUAUCGACGAAGAAUACGAUCCUCAAAGCUUAUGAUGGGAUGUGGAAAGAUCGGUUCCAGGAAAUCUACAACAAAGAAUAUAAAGACGAAUUUGAGAAGCUGGGGAUCUGGUACGAACAUCGACUGAUCGAUGACAUGGUCGCACAAAUGAUCAAAUCAUCCGGCGGGUUCUUGAUGGCAUUGAAGAACUAUGAUGGAGAUGUCCAAUCGGACAUUGUUGCACAGGGCUUCGGUUCAUUAGGUUUGAUGACGUCAGAAUUAGUCACACCUGAUGGCAAGAUUAUGGAAAGUGAAGCAGCUCAUGGAACCGUCACUCGGCACUAUCGAGAACACCAAAAGGGUAAUCCCACUUCCACCAAUUCAAUUGCAUCAAUCUAUGCUUGGACUCGCGGGUUGAAAUUCAGAGGCCAAGUGGAUUCUAACCAACCGUUGGUCGACUUUUCCAACAUCCUCGAAAGCUGUUGCGUCGAAUCUGUGGAUAAGGAUCAGAUCAUGACCAAAGAUCUGGCUAUCUCGAUCUGGGGCAAGGAUUCAAAGAAAUACGUUACCACUGAACAAUUCCUGGAUCACAUCAAGGACAAACUAACGAAAAAGGUUGCAAGCCAUGUCAAGUUAUGA
Messenger RNA from Puccinia triticina, 1428 nucleotides. RefSeq lists its product as uncharacterized. Gene Ontology annotation, cellular component: mitochondrion. The record is from RefSeq and is a predicted model, not a curated record. The transcript is spliced from 12 exons. Gene Ontology annotation, biological process: isocitrate metabolic process. Gene Ontology annotation, molecular function: isocitrate dehydrogenase (NADP+) activity; NAD binding; magnesium ion binding. Lineage: Eukaryota; Fungi; Basidiomycota; Pucciniomycetes; Pucciniales; Pucciniaceae. Bases 1 to 1428 code for a protein of 475 amino acids.